AUGACAAGGCUAUCGAAUACGCCUGCAAACUCCAGCAUCUCAUCGGCCUCGGCGCCGUCGCCGCUACAUCGCCUGCCUGUCAAUCCCCGCAGGAAGAAGGUCGCACCUGAUGAACGCAAGCGUGUGGCCACUGCCUGCAAUAGCUGCAAUGUGCGCCGCAUCAAGUGCAGCGGCGAGCGGCCGUGCCGCCAGUGCACCAGCGCCCAGCGCGAGUGUCUGUACCCGGAGCCCGUCGAGCGCGUCACCAUCCCCAGGGCUGAGCUCGAGUCGCUGCAACGCCGGUGCGCCUCGCUCGAGCGCCAGUUGGCCGCCACUGAGCGGAGUGACCCUCGGCUAGAACCCGGGCAGCAGGCCGCCUCGCCUCCGACAUCAUCCAACAGCACGCCAUCGUCCUUGACUGGCGGCACGCCGCACACCGUACGGCUGGGAGGCAUCGACGGCAGGAUGCUUGCCGACCCCGCCGGCACUUCUCGCUACCUCGGAGAGACGUCCGGGGCGACUUUCCUCGACACGCUUAAGGAGCUCAUCGUCACGGCAGCGCCAUUGGCCAAGGUGCUUGAUGGCGACUCGGGGAGAAACCCGGCAGGCGCCGCCUUCCUUGGGUCUCUCGGCCAGUACCAGACGCACGACUCCCGCCCAUUGGUGUUGCCGGUGGCUGUCGAUCCCCUGGCGUUACCUUCGGAAGCCGAGAUGUCGUCGGCUUUGUCGCAGGCUCGUUACUUCAUCCAGGACGGCAACGGUAUCUUUGCGAGUGGCGGCAUCAUGUUCUGGCCCUUUGUUGAUAUCCAGGAGAUCCUCUCGCUUGCUUCACUCCCGGGCACGCAGGGCCCCGGUGAACCGAAACGACCGGGACCUCACCAUCGCCCUCUGGCCCUGUAUCAUGCCUCGUUUGCCUUUGUCCGAAUGUUGAACAUCAGGGAUCCCGGUUCUGCUGUCGAUGGCCAGCUCGGGGAGGAGUACUUUGCCAGGGCUCGCUCGCUACUGGGCAACCUGCUCGACCGUACCACAUACACCAUCACCGACAUCGCGGUGCUGGCUCUCAUGGCGCUGUACCUGAUUGAGAACAAUCGCCGAGACGCAGCCUACAUGGCCAUUAGCAAUGCCAUGACCAUCAGCGUCAUGCACGGCCUCCACAAGGGAGGUUCGGGCAAUGAAAUUGGCGUGCGGACAUUCUGGACCGUCUACGUCCUGGACAGAUGGCUGGGAUGUGUCAUGGGCCGGCCGCCCACGACACCAGAUGACGCCAUUACUCUUCCUCUUCCUCGAGAGUACCCCGGGCUUCCGUCGCCGGCCGGUCUCCGUGCGCAUGUGGAGCUGUGUAAGAUAUCGGACUACAUCGUCUACAGCAGCUACAGGGAAUCCGGGCUGCCAGAUCUUCUGACAAAUGCGACGGUUCGCGUAGGCAAGGCGCUGGAAAUGCUGAGGACUUGGCGUGCGAACUUGCCGCCCGCCCUCCAGCUCCCGGCGGACCCCCUAACGCUCCUCCCGGUCGACAUAUUUACCAUGGCCGCCUCGUUCGGGCAGGAUCCAGCCGGGCUGCUGACCGGCGCGGCCAGCUUCGGGCGUGACCGGGCCUGCUGGUCUCUGCACAUGAGCUACAAUCAGCUCGUGAUUCUGGCAAUCCGGCCUGCAAUGCUGAUGGCCGUCUGGAAGGCCGUCGCCAGCAUCGUCUGCGACAACUUGCCCUUCGACAUGGAGAACCACCCUCACCUUGAGCCGAUCCGCGCCUGCAGCGACGCCGCCCGACGCAACCUGCGACUGGGCCGGCUGAUGCGGCUCCACAGCCCCCGGCAAAAGCUGCUGCUGCCCGACCUGCACAACAUCUUCAACGCCGCCAUCGUCCUUAUCAUGCACCAGAUGGUCUUUGUCAACCUGAGAACCCAGGAUCUGGAUGAUGUGGGAUGGACCAUCGAGGUGUUUGACACGGAAGCCGAGACGGGCAGUGAGUACGCCAAGGACUGCGCGCGUGUUUUGCACGACUUCAAGUACCUUGCUCAGCGCCUGCGGAACCCCAUCCACGACCCGGGCACUAAGCGGGUCCUCUUGUCUGACGAAGGUGCCCUGCGUGAUCUGCUGCCGAGCGAAGCGGCCUCCGCUGCUGUGGUGGAUGGAAGCAGUAGUCGUGGGUCUGCUACCACCAACGGCGAGGCGGAGAAUCCGGGGCAUCAGGUGAAGCGUGGGCCGCAGCUGUACCAGAGGGUGGCUGCCAUGUACCAGACGCUGUCUUGUUGGUGGCAGGCCGACUAUAUGCAGUUUUACAGUACUUUUCUUUCUUAG
Molecule: messenger RNA, 2277 nt
Organism: Parathielavia appendiculata
Lineage: Eukaryota; Fungi; Ascomycota; Sordariomycetes; Sordariales; Chaetomiaceae
Exons: 5
Coding region: 1-2277 (758 amino acids)
Biological process (GO): DNA-templated transcription; regulation of DNA-templated transcription
Molecular function (GO): zinc ion binding; DNA binding; DNA-binding transcription factor activity, RNA polymerase II-specific
Source: RefSeq, a predicted model, not a curated record